Messenger RNA from Mycena citricolor, 1791 nucleotides. Lineage: Eukaryota; Fungi; Basidiomycota; Agaricomycetes; Agaricales; Mycenaceae. The record is from the annotation of a GenBank genome assembly.
AUGAACCGUGGCCGCAACGUGGGAGAGGGAGGGCGGCGCCAUGCCUCGCGUGGUGACCGGUGGCGUGUCUCCUACGAGGCAGUGUCGUGGUCGUUUUCUCCAGAGAUGGAGACAGGCUCUCCAGGAGAUUGUGGGGCCUCGCGGGCCAAGCGUGGCUUCGCUGCUGGACUGUUUCGCAGGCGCCCACAGCCUCCGCCACCUGACGACCCGCCAGACAACGCCUGCGACAUCGAUCUGAAUGCGGACCUCAUAGACGUCAAGGGUGCACUGGAUGCGGUUCUGUGCUAUGAGUUUGCCACUGGAUUCCACGUUUCUUGUCAUGAGGAUAGUGAUGGCGAUGACCAAGCAUCGACUUCCUGGAUCGGUUCCGCUGAUGCCGAGGAGGAGGGAGAGCGAAAGUCGGAUGAUGCUUAUGCGGUCCAGUGUCGCGCUGGCAGUCUAUCCCUGUCCUCGCCGGUUUCCUCUGCCCGGAGCGAGUCAGACUUGGAUGGCUCUGACUUGACCGAUUUGUCAUCAUCCACUUCAGGAUCCAUUGCUCUACCCCGAACACCGCCGCCGCUGUCGUACGCGGGUACUAUGGGCCAGGAGAAAUCCGCGGACGACAAGGCAGAGCACCAGCGUGGUUUAGAUCGUACGCCAUUUUUACGGACCGCUUCACCUGCUCGUGCCGGUAGACUCAACGCGCAGGCGACGACCUUCGUUCCGAGUCCCAAGCGGCCUGGCACCUCUGCUCCCAAGGAGUUUGUCUUCCCAACGCUCAACCCCGUCUCGUCAACGUCGACUGGGGAGUCUUCCUCCACACGAGUUCCUUCUCCCUUCGAUGCUGGCUUCGUGUUCCCUGCUGGUUCCGGCCUGGACGCCCCUGCUGUGCCAGUGAUCCGGAUGGCAAAAGACGAGCAAGGAUUCUACAGUGCAGCGGAUGUCGAGCAUGGGUCUUCAUCUGUGCGCACUGGGGACAAAAGUCGACGUACGACGCGUCCGGCCAUGUCGAGCACUCGUAGUAUUGUGGACCGACUUCGAUUGGCUGGGCGGGCCGCGGAAGCUCUCUCGCCUGGUUCUAUGUUGUCUCCGUUGCCUAGUGUGUCGGCGCUCCCUGAAGCCACCAUUCGAUCUGCAAGCCGUCCUUCGAUCUCGAUCUCAGUGUCGGACUACAGCGACGACCGUGAGAAAGAGGAUGACUCUGGUGGAUGGAUUGGGCUCGACACUGCUACCGAUCAGCACAGUGCUGGUGCUGAUGAAAAUCGAUCUGCGCGAACGAGAGAUCUGUUCCGUGCGCUUGCCGGUCGACGCAGCCGCUCGACUCCUCCGGGUGCCUCGAGCACGACUGAAGUGAAGCCGGUGAUUGUCAAGGACGAUGAUGGAUGGAUCGAGGGCGCUGCCUUGGUUGUUCCUGAGAAGCACGCACCCAAGGGCAAAGGGGGUGGGCCAAAGCGGAGCUCCGUUGAUAUAGGCGCCGAGAAACCGGGGGCCCAGCAGAGGAAAGAGGGGAGAUCAGCUGCGACUGCUGCUGCCAAAAGGGAUCAUCGGCCACCGACGCAUGCGAAAUCCAGUUCGUACUCGUACCCCACGCUGCGCCCAGUGUACCCUCCCCACGGCUAUUACUGCAAUCCGCCUAGCAUACAUGUGCCCGGGGCACCCGUUCCAGUGCCGGUGCCGGUGAUGCCCCACCCUGUCGCUUACACGCAGGCCCAGAUGCAAGCUGCCGCCUAUAUGCAGAUGUACCAGCACCAUUACCACCACUCCGGCGCCGCGUAUCCGCCCGUUGUCGGCUAUGUUCCUUCUGCGAGAUGA